This is a messenger RNA of Olea europaea var. sylvestris, 2377 nucleotides long. Its product is annotated as probable glycosyltransferase At5g25310. Bases 297 to 1949 code for a protein of 550 amino acids. Gene Ontology annotation, molecular function: glycosyltransferase activity. NCBI's taxonomy places the organism in Eukaryota, Viridiplantae, Streptophyta, Magnoliopsida, Lamiales, Oleaceae. The record is from RefSeq and is a predicted model, not a curated record. The transcript has 4 exons.
CUAUUGACAUGGAUAAUUUUAAUUACAUGUAGAGAAUUUGAGUCUUUUCUCCCAAGCCCAUUUGACACUGCAUUAUGAAAAUUUUCACUUGGCAUUCAUACAUUUGUCUACAGCAUACGAUAUUAAAAUUUUUACUCUCAUUUGUAUGACAGAUUCAAGCACUAUAACAUGCUGGAACUGUGGAAUGGUUACAUUAAUCAACCAAAAAGAUUAAAGUUUAGGAUGUCUGUAUAUCAUUUUCAAGGAUGAAGUUUUUAAAAAAAAGGCUACAGAGCAACUUAUUCGGUUAGAUAGAUAUGGCCAAGUUUAUGCGGCUAAUUAUAGUGGUUUUGAUCAGAACCAAUUGGAGAAAGAUGUUUGUUGUUGGUGCAAUUCUUACAAUAUGUAGUGUUGUAAUACAGAUUCCUUCACUUCCUUACCCACUGACCAAAUGGAUUUUACCAAGAACCACAAUAGUUUCCUCCUACAAACAUUUGAACACUGCAACAUAUUUGAUUGAAAAUCACCCUCUAUCUGUUCAAUAUGCCCGUGCACUUGCUUCACUUAAUUCUUCGGCAAAUUUGAAUCGCUUGGUGGUAAUUUCCAACGAGCAGCAAAGGGUUUCUCCACGUUGGAGGAGAAAACAACAUAUGAAAUCGACAAUGGAUACUCCACCAUCACCACCUUAUAUUGUUAGAAAACUGCCUGAUCACUUUAGGCACGUAUUGUCAUUGUCACCAGAUGAGGCACUUGCAUUUGCCAAAAGAGAGAUUGAAAACGCCCCACUCGUUAGUGAAGAUCCUGAGCUAUAUGCUCCCCUAUUCCGAAAUAUUUCUACUUUCAAAAGGAGCUACGAGUGGAUGGAAUACAUACUUAAGGUUUACAUUUACCAAGAAGGGACUAAGCCUAUUUUUCACGACCCUCAUCUCAUAGGAAUUUACGCAUCUGAAGGAUGGUUUAUGAAGUUAAUGGAAGAAAACAGGCAGUUUGUAACAAGGGAUCCAGAAAAGGCUCACUUGUUCUAUCUUCCAUAUAGUGCACGCCAGUUAAAAUCGGCUCUUUAUGUCCCCAAUUCACAUAAUCUUCGGCCGUUGUCAAUCUUCCUGCGGGACUAUGUGAAUAUGCUUGCGGAANAAUCGGCUCUUUAUGUCCCCAAUUCACAUAAUCUUCGGCCGUUGUCAAUCUUCCUGCGGGACUAUGUGAAUAUGCUUGCGGAACAGUAUCCUUUCUGGAACCGUACUCAUGGAUCAAAUCAUUUUCUAGUUGCUUGCCACGACUGGGGACCAUAUACUUUGAAGGAGCACGAGGAACUUAAAACGAACACGAUAAAAGUUAUCUGCAAUGCAGAUGCCUCAGAAGGAAUCUUCAGAGCUGGAAAAGAUGUUUCCCUGCCAGAAACUCUUAUUAAGAAUCCCCGAAGGACUCAUAGAAAUCUUGGUGGAAAAAGAGUGUCACAACGGCCAUUUCUUGCUUUUUAUGCCGGACAUAUGCAUGGGAGGGUCCGUCCCAUACUUUUCAAAUACUGGAGUGACAAAGACGAGGACAUGAGGAUUUAUGGGGCUUUGCCAAAUAGAGUAUCAAGAAAUAUGUCUUAUCCCGAACACAUGAAGUCAAGCAAAUAUUGCGUAUGCCCAAUGGGACACGAAGUGAACAGCCCGAGGAUUGUUGAGGCCAUAUACUACGAGUGCGUCCCAGUUAUAAUUGCCGAUAGUUUUGUCCCUCCGUUCGAUGACGUACUCGAUUGGAAUGCAUUUUCCGUCAUUGUUGCCGAAAAGGAUAUCCCGAAGCUGAAAGAAAUACUCUUAGCUAUCCCUUUGAGACGAUAUCUUACCAUGCAAACCAAUGUGAAAAUGUUGCAGAAGCAUUUCCUCUGGAACGCAAAACCGGUUAGAUAUGAUCUGUUCCAUUUUAUUCUACAUUCAAUAUGGAAAAGCAGACUUAACCAGAUUCAGAUACCACAGUCAUCAUAAUUCCCGGUGCCUUUUUCUUGCUGGGUUCUGCUGCUGAAGGUAUAGCCAAUCUAAGAUGAGACGAUGAACAGAUGUCAAAAUCUUUCAGGUAAGAAUUGUUCGAGUUUCACAGGCUUAUCCAUUUUCUUGGUGGGAGAAGGCAAAGUCAUUUGUAGAUUGUCAGUAGAAGAGACUUGAUCAAAAUCUAGGACAUCAGGGACCUACUUUGCAUCAGACCUGCAACUAAUGGAAUAUAAAUCUGAAUAUUUGGUCUGAUGAUCAUAUUUUCUUUGCACUGGCAGAAUAGUGAAGAGAAUGUGUGUGCAAAUUGAUAGAAAUUGAGACAGAAUAGUGGAGAAAAUAGAAAUUGAAACUUUAUUGUACACGAAUCACAAAGAAAGUUACCUUUUGUACAAGAGUUACCAGUAAUUAUAAAACAAAAUAUUCUG